AUGUCAAUCGAAGACUUAGAUGGGAGGACUGUCCUGGCCUCAGUUACAGAGACAAUCAAUGCUCCGGCCAACGAAAUUUGGCCGUUUCUGUCAGCGAUCGGAGCCGAGCGGGUCCUGAUCCCGGGCUGCACCCGGUCCGCAGUCCUGGAAGGAUACGGCCAGGGCGCCGUCCGUCGCGUCUACUUUGGCGAAGCCUAUUUUGACGAGCGCAUUGUCGUGUGCGACCAUAUUACUUUUAAGCUGCAGUACGAAGUGCUUGAGCCGAGCUUGAGUCCGGCGAGAGAAGUCCUUGCGGCCGUGCAACUUCAUCCUUCCGGUCCAGAGGAGACGACCGUCACCUGGGUAUCUGGGGCCAGACGAGUUGAGGAGCAGCAUGAGGAAAGCGUUAAGCAGCAGGCUGUGGGAUUCUGCCAAGGCCAGAUUGCAUCUCUGAGGAGGUUGACUCAGACUACAAAGGUUUCUUCAUAG
Messenger RNA from Colletotrichum fioriniae, 468 nucleotides. RefSeq lists its product as uncharacterized. NCBI's taxonomy places the organism in Eukaryota, Fungi, Ascomycota, Sordariomycetes, Glomerellales, Glomerellaceae. The record is from RefSeq and is a predicted model, not a curated record.